GUUUAUUACAUAGUGACCUUGCAUCUUUAUCUAUAAUGGAGUUGACAGCUGAACUGGAUACUACCAAUCGUCCUGAUGAGUGGAUGAUUGAACAGGGCCUGGCGGGUCACAAGCUACCUAUCCUUGACCAAUCUGAAAGUGACACUGUCCACAUUUACCCCCCGCCGGCGACCAAAUUGACGAAGGACGAAGAGGCGAUCGCAUCGGUUGGUGAUCGGGCUAAGCUCUUCACCCGCGAACGUAAUGGUUGGAAAGGAUACGUCGAGUGGGAAAACUAUCCUGAGAAAAAGGUCAAAGCGCGCAAGAUCCUCAAUUUGCAGACAUUUGCCCCAUGCCCUGAUUUCAUUUUCGGUCCAAUUCCAGGAACAAAUCCUGUGCUUCCGGGCGAUGAUUUCAAGGCGUGGCAUACUGCCCUCGGAGGUGAACUUGCCACUACUGCAGAUGACUCUUGGAGAUGCGUUCUUCGCGAGAAACAUGCAGAUAUGCUGCAUCUCCUCCAGUUCCCCUACAAUGGGGAACCUCCCAAGAGGCUGGUCACCUCGAAGCCGAUAACACCAAAUCCUCUCCACUUCGUCCGAAACCACGGCGGCAUUCCCAUCAUUGAUAAAGAAGAGUGGGAACUGUCGCUAGAUGGGUUGGUGAAUCACCCAACGACUUAUAAAUUCCAUGAUCUCAUGGAUGAGACCAAGUUCCCACGCAUGGAGAAGACAGUCACUAUCCAGUGCUCGGGAACUCGUCGGAUUGAGCAAAUUUCCCUGUACGGUGGUCAGGGAGACGAAGUUCCCCAGGCACCGUGGGCUGAGGGUGCCAUUGGGACAGCUCGUUACGUCGGUAUCAGCUUGAAGAAGCUGAUUAAGGACUGCGGGGGGCUCGUCAAGCCAGCUAAACAUCUCGAACUUUACGGUGCUGAGACCUACAUCAAGGAUCUUGAGGUGGGCAAUUACCUUGUUAGUGUCCCGUGGUCCAAGGUGAAGGCCAAUGAGGUGAUGCUGGCCUGGGAGAUGAACGGUGAACCUUUGCCCAAAAUCCAUGGGUAUCCGUUGCGAGUUGUGGUACUAGGAUACAUUGGAGCCCGAAGCGUCAAAUGGCUUUACCGCAUCAAGGCCAUUGCGAACCCAUCUCUCGCCCCGGUUCAGAGCAAGGAAUACCUCUACUUCAACCAACAAGUUGGCAAGUAUAACAUACGCCCCACAGACGGCAUCCAAAUCCAGGAAAUGCCAGUCAGCUCAGCUAUCAUGAGCCCAUGGACAAAACAAGCGGUCAUACACACAGGAAAGAUCAGAUGCAAAGGCUGGGCCUACUCCGGCGGUGGUCGAUGGCCUGAAAGAGUCGAAUUGUCCGCAGAUGGCGGUUUCACCUGGUACGACGUGCCACCGGAGCGUCUAUCCAAAAAGGGAAAAUGGACCUGGCGUACCUGGGAAUUCGAUUUACCUUGUGACGUCGAAGGAUGGAUUGAGAUUGUCUGUCGAUGCUGGGAUAACUCCCUCAACACGCAGCCACUCAAUGUCCGCGCGGCGUGGAACUGGGGUCUGCAUGUCACGUCCUCGGCUCAUCGAAUCAAGGUCUAUAGUAUCAACAAGAGUCGGGAAAUUACAAGAAAGCGUUUGGAUAAGUAUGAGCAGCAGGGGAUUCCCUUGGCUCCUCUUAGUCGCUAUGAGAUUAUCUCGGGUCAGACACCGGAGGAAUAUGAGCAGUAUUGGAAAGAGCAUGACCCACGGGAUGUCGACGAAUAA
Messenger RNA from Penicillium samsonianum, 1733 nucleotides. RefSeq names its product sulfite oxidase. Gene Ontology annotation, molecular function: oxidoreductase activity; molybdenum ion binding. Gene Ontology annotation, cellular component: mitochondrion. The record is from RefSeq and is a predicted model, not a curated record. The transcript has 2 exons. Lineage: Eukaryota; Fungi; Ascomycota; Eurotiomycetes; Eurotiales; Aspergillaceae. Bases 36 to 1733 code for a protein of 565 amino acids.